AUGAGAACCUCUCUGUCCUGUAAUUCAGAGUCGGAGGGUGAUUUCGCAGACGAAAACGUGGGUCUCAUCACAAAGACGAAGAAGAAGGGCAAAAAUUUGGAGCGAACUCCUCUACUACAUCGACCGAUGUCGUCCGCUGAUCCAGCAACCAUUGAAUUUGGUCGUCGACUCGAACGAGAAAGUGAAGAGCACCAUAUUUCUAGUGACGAUGAAGGAGCCAACACAGGUGGUGAACAGUAUGGCAGUACUACGGGUGCUGAUUUUAAAGCUAUAGUUGAUGAAGCAAUUCGAGCUAUUCAUAAUGGAGUUUUCCCAGAACGAAUCGCUCAAGGUUCAAGCGGCUCUUACUUCGUUAAAAACAUGCAAGGGAAAAUCAUUGGCGUUUUUAAACCGAAGAAUGAAGAACCAUAUGGACAUUUGAAUCCGAAAUGGUUGAAAUGGUUCCACAAGAUCUUCUUACCAUGCUGUUUUGGAAGAAGUUGCCUUGUACCGAACCAGGUUUGUUUGCCUUCAUUCCUUCUCUAA
This is a messenger RNA of Necator americanus (New World hookworm), 525 nucleotides long. RefSeq lists its product as uncharacterized. Gene Ontology annotation, biological process: phosphatidylinositol phosphate biosynthetic process; Golgi organization; endosome organization. Gene Ontology annotation, molecular function: 1-phosphatidylinositol 4-kinase activity. The transcript has 5 exons. Gene Ontology annotation, cellular component: endosome; trans-Golgi network; plasma membrane. Lineage: Eukaryota; Metazoa; Nematoda; Chromadorea; Rhabditida; Ancylostomatidae. The coding region runs from base 1 to 525 and encodes 174 amino acids. The record is from RefSeq and is a predicted model, not a curated record.